Molecule: messenger RNA, 1569 nt
Organism: Cataglyphis hispanica
Lineage: Eukaryota; Metazoa; Arthropoda; Insecta; Hymenoptera; Formicidae
Exons: 3
Coding region: 9-1022 (337 amino acids)
Source: RefSeq, a predicted model, not a curated record
UUGUGAGAAUGCCUCAGAUCAUGGCAGAAACGUUUGCAAGAGGGCUGCUAGACAAGAUAAUGGUAGAUGUUCUGGACGUUAUAGAUCGCGACGCGGAGAACGGAAAAUCCUGGAAGCAGCACGUUGAUGAGGAAACAGACAAUACCCAAUCGGAAUUUGUACACAGAUCGCAAGCACACGAACAUACGCACGUAAAUUACAGUAAGGCCGAAGAAAUAGAAUUGAUCGCUAAGAUAGUCCGCGACCUGCACGAUAUACAGAUUGGAGAUUCGCGUUACGUGUUACCGCCUUCAUUGUUGGCAUUAGAGAAACAGAUGAAAUGCGCCGCGUGCAACGUCGACAGUGUGUCGCUCACGAACGCGACAGCUGACGUCGCCGAAACUCGGCACACUACUCAGGGUCAAGGCGACACGCACCAGAUUAUACACGCGAUCCUUGAGCCACCGGUUGAGCUAGCGGAGCCGGUGAAAACGAUCCGAAAGGAGAAGGAAACUGUCAACGAGGCGACCAGCGUGACCAUCGGCCUGCUAUAUCAGCUGAUCGAGGAGCUAGAGAACAAGACAGUUUUAGUUUGCUCGAAGGAUGACGCUUCUUCGUCCAGUAAAGAACGCAUCGCCAUUUGGGAAGAGAAGGAAGAACAACUCAUUAGAACCAUCGAGGAAAACGUUGGCAAUAGGCAAGAAAUUACAAUGGAGACUCUUCGAGAGAGCGAAUCGGCUGGUCGUUUUCGUGUCAUGGAACUGAAACACGAUGAAGAACUGAGAUCUCACUCGAGCCAAUACGUAGCAUCCAUCUCGAGAGAGAUUGACCUCGAUGAAAUUCAGCUCGAAAAACGCGGAUCCAAUUCGCUGUCGUCAUUGAAGCCGCCACACGAUGACAAUGCUGCGGAACAGAUUCUACCCAUCGACGACGUGGAGAAGCGAAAGACGUUCGGUGAAUCGACUAAGAAGAAGAAGAAGAGGGGCUUAGGCAGCAGAUUGAGGAAACUCCUUCGCGCAGCUUUUGGUCGUCGAAAGAAUUGAUGCGAAUAUCCGGAAGGAAUGUUACCUCGCGAUCUACGUUAGAUACAUGACGACGACCCCCGUUCGUGGAACGAACUUUUUAAUCGCGUGCUUCUAAAAGGGAAUCAUAUCGUUCGUUCGCGUAUCCGGAGAAUAAAAAUAACUGUGUAGUCACCGAUUGAUCUCCGUAACUUCGGCAUCCUUUACGACUUUAGACGCGACGCGUGAAUCCGAUGAUUCUGUACAUUCCUAGAUGUUAAUCGCGCAAACAUUGUACGAACGCGCAAAAUUUUAUAAAAAAUAUAAAUAUAAAAAAUAAUACUAUAUAAAAAAAUAAAACAUAAAACAAUAAAACGUAAAUGUAACCAUCAUAUUGUCCAAUAAUCAUAUUGUGUAUCAUGUUCUUGCGGUAGCUUAACAAAUUUAGCGGAGAACAUUAGGGAACGCGAUAGCGCUACUUAGAGCCUGAUGCUGCGUCUAAGGCCGAGUGUAUUUUCGCCUGACGUGUUCACCGGAGGCUGCAGAUCUGGCAACCCUGACAUAAGAAUGUCGUCGACGACGUCGAAAU